This is a messenger RNA of Dermacentor andersoni, 1788 nucleotides long. RefSeq lists its product as uncharacterized. NCBI's taxonomy places the organism in Eukaryota, Metazoa, Arthropoda, Arachnida, Ixodida, Ixodidae. The record is from RefSeq and is a predicted model, not a curated record.
AUGACGAUUCACUACGACGGAUUCCUGCUGGAGACUCCCGGGUGUUCGCUGCCCCUGUACGACCCUCACCACUGGAUAGUCCGGCGGUUUUUCGUCGAGGAGGCCCCGUACGAAGCCGUGUGUGCGAGUCGCAACCUCACUGCCGUUGUCCGGGACUUCGACAGAUUUACGUUAGACGCCGGGGCCCUUCGUCGCGGCUACAACGUCUCGGAAGGGGACAUCCGCUGCUUCUACCGAGAGGUGUUCAGGGACGAAAACGCGAGAGUUCCUGACACAUCGAUCACGCUCGGUCCUUUUGUGCCGCUGCCUCUAGGGAGUCCAGUAGAAGCACAGUACGUGCAGAUCUCUUGCAAGACGAACGGAAGCCUACUUUUCCAAGACUACUUCUUCGUACCUCGACCGAAGAAGCGCAACGGGUCCGUUCAUGGUCCCACGUCGAAGGAUGCUACUUCCUCACGGAACAUGAGCAGUUCCAUGAACAUCCUUAUACUGGGCGUGGACUCGACAUCGCGAAUGAACUUCCACCGUCAUUUGGAACUAACGCGCAAGUUCCUGAAUGAAGAGCUGAGCAGUUUCGAAUAUCUCGCGUUCAACAAGGUCGGAGACAACACUUUCCCAAACCUGAUUUCUCUGCUCACUGGGCUGGCUGGCCCUGAAGCAGAGAGUCUUAUUGUUAGCUCCGAGACGGUCGAGGCGCUUCCGUUCGUCUGGAAUUUGUACAAGAGCAGAGGCUACACCACACUGUUCCUCGAGGAAAUGCCUCACUACGGCCUCCUCACAUACCCGAACUUCCCUGGGUUCGCACGCGCGGCUGCAGACUACUAUCCCACGUCUAUACUACGGCUAAUGGAUGAUAUAUAUACCGAUAAGCGCUACUGCAUGGGUUCCCGAUUGAAGACGAAGGCGCUCAUCGAUUACGUAAGCCAGGUGCUGAAGAUCAAUCGGCACGAGCCGAUGUUCUCUUUUGUGUGGCUUGGCUAUCUCACUCACGACCACUUAAACGGGUUGAAGCUCAUGGACGGAAUACUCGAGGCCUUUCUCCGAGAACUCUCCGUUCACGGCGUGCUGGAGAACACGGCACUGUUUUUCGUGAGCGACCACGGCCCUCGCAUUGGCCCGUUCAGGAUGGGCGAGAUCGGUCGCUUUGAAGACAAGAACCCGAUAUGCAUACUGGCGCUUCCCAAACGGUUCCUGUCAGAACACCCGGAAGCCGCCGUGCAGCUGGAGGUCAACCAGCGCCGUCUGGUCACGCAUUACGACUUGCACGCCACGUUGGUGGCGCUGUCCAGUCUCCCGGUUCUCGGGAACGGUUCCACGAACAAGGGGCUGAGCCUCACGGGCCGAAUACCGCCCGAGAGAACAUGCGCGGACGCCUUCGUGCCGCCGGAAUUCUGCGCGUGUUUCGGAGCCAGCCGCAACCUCGGGAACGAGAGAGUGACCUUGUCGUUCGCCCGCUACGCCGUGUCUUACAUCAACGCCCUCGCGGAACUGCACUUUCCCGGCCGGUGUGUCGUGUACGAGCUCGACAGCGUCGACGAAUCUUCGGUGCUCGGAGGUCGCGUGGCGGGCAAGGUGUUGCUCCGCGUCUCGAUAACCACGAGGCCGACUGCCCACUUCGAGGUGUACGGAGCGCUGCGCGGCGAGUCGAACUCGCAGGAGAACCGCGUGGACUUUCUUCAGAGACUGGACUGGUAUAGAAACCAGACCGAGUGCCUGCCGGAGAGCAGGUGGCAGAAGGUUUGCACUUGCAGACCGCAGCCGCUGAAUGCAGGUAAAUCUGCGCACUGA